This is a messenger RNA of Lepus europaeus (European hare), 237 nucleotides long. RefSeq names its product cytochrome c oxidase copper chaperone-like. Gene Ontology annotation, cellular component: mitochondrial intermembrane space. The record is from RefSeq and is a predicted model, not a curated record. The transcript is spliced from 2 exons. Gene Ontology annotation, molecular function: copper chaperone activity; copper ion binding. Lineage: Eukaryota; Metazoa; Chordata; Mammalia; Lagomorpha; Leporidae. Bases 1 to 237 code for a protein of 78 amino acids.
AUGUCUACCAAGAGGCAGACCGUCCAUUUUUUAAGAAGAAGAAAGAGAAAGAUCCCAGGGCUGGCAGCCACAAGCCCUUCCCUGUCCAAGCCCCAGAAGGAGCCACUGAAGCCCCACUGCGCCUGCCCAGGGACCAAGAAGGCGCGCGAUGUGUGCAACGAGAAACGCGAAGAGCACUGUGGACAUCCAAUUGAGGUCCACAGGGAGCGCGUGGGAGCCCUGGGAUUGAACAUAUGA